UAGUAGGAACACCACGUCAUUUGUCAAAACGAUAUUUAAUCUAGUUGUCAAACAAAUUGUCGUUAAAAAAAUCGAGUGUUCUAAGUCCUUUGUUUAUUUUAAUUCAUACUUAUACAAUGUAGAGGAAGAAAUUGUUAUUUUCCAUACGCUGGUACCAGUGUCGCCGUCAAAUCAAUGAGUUCUAUUAUUAAUGUUUUUACUGGUUUAUUCAGAAAUUGUAAAUAAAAACAUAUUGUUUUUGUUAACCUUUUAAGACGAAGGAGAACCUUGGUCAUUAAGAUCAUAAUGGGGUCCCCAAGCAAUGGGAUCUACAUUCUGCAAGGGGAGAUCACACUAGUGGUGACGGCGAUGAGGCGCUCAUCUCGCUGGUCUGCCCAUUCUCAGAGAGACGAGGACGGAGACCCACUUCUGAGCAGUUUUGCGCAACUCAAAGAUGUGCUCAACAACAUCACUGAACUUGUGGAGAUUGAACCGAACACAUACCUGAGCCCAUUUCUGGAAGUGAUACGCUCAGAGGACACCACAGGCCCCAUCACUGGCCUGGCUCUCACCUCCAUCAACAAGUUUCUCUCAUACGGUCUUGUGGACCCUAAACGUGAUGUUGCUGCAGCAGCCAUUGAGAACAUUGCAGAUGCAGUGACUCACGCCCGGUUUGUGGGCACAGAUCCUGGCUCUGAUGAAGUCGUGCUCAUGAAGAUCCUACAUGUUUUGAGGACCCUUUUGCUGUGUCCAGCUGGUGUUCUGCUCACAAACGAGUCGGUGUGUGAAAUCAUGCAGUCUUGUUUCCGUAUCUGCUUUGAAAUGAGACUCAGUGAGCUACUGCGCCGUUCUGCCGAGCACACCUUGAUGGACAUGGUUCAGUUGCUCUUCACAAGGCUACCCCAGUUCAAGGAAGACCCCAAAUGGAAUGCUAACAUGAAAAAGUUAAAAAUGAGGACUGGUGGUGUGGAUCAAAACCGUCUGAGCCGUCGCAAGAAGUCCCCAAAACUGAAGCAAAAGAAGCUCAAGCCCUCUAGCGGCCCUCACCAGUCUGUGGAUCAGACCUCCGUGGCAGGGACAGAGACUGAUGACCCCGGGGGAGUGGGCGGGGCGGGGGAGAGGGGACAGGCAUGUGGAGACCCCGCCUCAAGGGGAGGUCAGAGUGUGCCGUCUGUGGGAGGGGGUGCAGAUGAACCAACAGUACCAGGGAGGAAGGAGGGCGACACAGUGUCAGAAGGCCAUGACAGUGGUGUAGAAAUGAGAUCACGAGAGGUUGUGGAUCCGGGUGUAGCAUAUGUGGAGGCAUCACGGGAAAGUAUAUGCACAACCCCUGUGGAAGGAACAACCAUUAUUGACAUCGUGAAAGGCUUUCAGGAUGCCUCUGAUAUGGAGUCAUACAAUAUCCAUCAAGAGGAUUCUAGUUUAAAAGUGGAGAGCCUGGAAGGAGAUGACAGUUUAAGAAGGAACAUCUCUUCAACUGACUUCAAAGAGCACAUCUCGCUGGCUAUCCCUGAGGAGGAAAGCCUGGUGAGGUCAGCCAGUGAGGUCAGUCUGCCCGUGUCCCAGUCAGACCACGGGGAAGAGGACCCACACAGUGUGACAGACUGCAGCGGACCCACUGCGGACUCAAAUGAUGCCAGCAAUACUUUGAACGAUGAACGUGUUAAUCCGCGCGGCGUGAGAUUUAUACCACACCAGGGAAACCAUCCUGAGGACUCUGCGCCACUCGUUCCGUAUGGCCGCCCAUGCGUUCGGGAACUAUUCCGGUUCCUGGUAUCACUGACCAACCCCCUGGACCGCCACAACACGGACGUGAUGAUCCACAUGGGGCUGAGCCUACUCACGGUGGCCCUGGAGUCAGGGGCAGACAACAUCAGCCAGUUUGCCUCCCUUAUCUACCUGGUCAAGGACGAUAUGUGCAGAUACUUGUUCAUGCUUGUGCAGUCUGAAAGGCUGUCCCUGUCUGCAGCUGCCCUGCGUGUGUGUUUCCUCCUGUUUGAAUCCCUGCGCUUUCAUUUGAAACUCCAGUUAGAGAUGUACCUUACAAGGCUGAGUGAGAUAAUCACAUCGGACCACCCACGGAUCACAUACGAGGUGCGAGAGCUAGCCCUGGAGUCCAUGGUUCAGCUGUGGAGGAUACCUGGCCUGGUGACUGAGCUCUACCUCAACUAUGACUGUGACCUCUCCUGUACAAACCUAUUUGAGGAUCUGACAAAGCUGCUCUCUAAGAAUGCAUUCCCGGUGUCUGGCCUAUUUUCCACCCACCUGCUAUCACUGGACGCUCUAUUGACGGUUGUGGACAGCAUAGAACAGCACUGCCACUCCCGGAUCCUCAAAGCCACCGCCAAACCUUCAGACGAGGGGUCAGGAAUGAAGUCUGAAGGGUCAGAAGUCAUGGGGUCAGCUGAAGGUCAAAGUCACUCGGGGGUUAAAGAAGAUGGCCUUGUUGGACAUUCUACAAAUGGGUUUGCGAUGGGGACAAAAGUUAUACAGGGGAAGGAAGCUUCUAUAGAUGUUGGUAAGACACUCAAGGAUGGCAGAAAAGUGCCGUAUAUCAAACCCAAUCGUAUGAAGGUCACAGCGGAGUUACCUGGACAUGAUGAGCUAACUGCACUCAAACAACGAAAACGGGUAUACAACACGGGUACAGAGUACUUUAACCAGAAGCCAGGCAAGGGUAUAAGCUAUCUACAGGAACAGGGUCUGCUAGCUGACCCUUUGGAGCCCGGAGAGGUCGUGACCUUUAUACGGGGCAAUCCUAAGAUUGACAAGAAAGUGCUCGGGGAGUUUAUCACAAAACGAAGUAACUCGCAGCUGCUUGAGGCAUUUGUUAAGUCGUUCCACUUUGAAGACCUGCGUAUAGACGAGGCACUCAGACAGUAUUUGGAAGCCUUCAGACUUCCUGGGGAGGCCCCGGUCAUCUCUAUGGUGAUGGAACACUUUGCAGACCACUGGCAUAAAUCCAACGGUGAGCCCUUUGCCAAUGCAGGCGCAGCAUUUAUACUUUCCUAUGCCAUUAUCAUGCUGAAUGUAGACCAGCACAACCACAAUGUGAAGAAACAGAAUAUACCUAUGACUUUUGAGCAAUUUAAAAGGAAUCUGUCAAAAACCAACGGGGGUGAAGAUUUUGAAAGUGAAAUGCUGUUGGAAAUCUAUAAUGCUAUUAAAACCGAGGAGAUUGUGAUGCCGUCAGAGCACACAGGGCUGGUGAGGGAAAAUUACCUGUGGAAGGUGAUGCUGAAGAGGGCUGGUACUCUGGACGGGGUGUUCCGCCACGCCCCCACGGGAGCCUUCGACCAUGACCUGUUCACACUGAUCUGGGGACCCACUGUCGCUGCUCUCUCAUUCGUGUUUGACAAAUCUUCCGAUGAAGCCAUUAUAGCCAAGGCUAUUUCUGGGUUCAGAAAGUGUGCCAUGAUAUCAGCUCACUAUGGAAUGAGUGAUGUCUUUGAUAACUUAGUGAUCUCCCUUUGCAAGUUUACAACACUUCUGAGCACUGCAGAGGCCCCAGAGAACAUCCCGAUACAGUUUGGUAUGAACAACAAGGCCCAGCUUGCGGCGCGGACGGUGUUUACCCUGGCACAUCGUCAUGGCGACAUCCUGAGGGAGGGAUGGAAGAACAUUCUAGACUGCAUGCUACAGCUGUACCGAGCUAAACUGCUGCCAAAGAGCAUGAUUGAGGUGGAAGAUUUCAUCCACCCCUCUGGUAAGAUCUGCCUCGUAAAGGAAGAGAGCCAGGGGACCAAUCAGCGAUCAGAUACCGGGGUCCUCAGCAGUUUCUACUCGUACUUCACGAUGACGGAGUCCGCUACCAGCAAGGGACCCACUGCCGAGGAGGCUGAGGCAACUAAAGUUGCGACCAGGUGUAUACGGGAGUGCCAGCUGGAGCAGCUCAUUGUGGACAGCAAGUUCCUGAGAGAAGAGUCCUUGCACGAACUGAUCAAGGCACUGAUAUUCACGUCGCAGGGCCCUGAGGCUCAUGAUUCCAUGGGCACAAACUAUGAUGAGGACGCAGCUGUCUUUUUCUUUGAACAAUUCAUCACCUGUAUACUGCAAAACAGGGAUCGUGUCACGCCAGUUUGGGAUUCAGUAAAGGAGCACAUAUACAGUCUCAUAGUCAACGCUCCCCACCACACCUUCAUGGUAGAGAGGGCAGUUGUCGGUCUGCUAAGAAUUUCUAUACGUCUGUUACGACGCGAGGACAUUGCCCCUCUAGUGUUAUCCUCAGCACAGAUUCUGUUAAUGAUGAAACCCCAGGUGGUCCACAGUGUCAGUAUAUGUCAGCAGGUCGCCUAUGGACUCCAUGAAAUGCUGAGGACUAAUGCGGCUAACAUCCACCAGUCCGUAGAUUGGUACCACCUGUUUACGCUUCUCGAAGUUGUGGGGGCGGGUGUUGAUCCCCCACCAGUGCUACAGGUCAACUCUGGGGUCAACCUUCCAGAGGGUCUGAGAGAUGCAGAGGCUCAGAGUGACAGCGAGGUGUCCUCCCGAAGUGGUGCCGUUACCGGGGGCGACAGGGACUACAACUCAGACAGUGAGUUUGAGAUCAGGAACCGGCCAUCUGCCUCGCACGGGGAGUUUGAGGUGCGGGCCGUACCAGAGAACGGCAGCUGGAUGCUGGUACACAAAGAUGAGCAGUACAAGCGGCUGCCACCAGUCAACCAGUACAGCAUCGAGCUCAAUGAGCCAAUCCAGUGCUGUGAUAUCCGCUCCAUGCUAAAAGCAUCUGAGACCCUGUCAUUCCUGGUGAGAGACGCCGCCCAUGUGACCCCACUCAACUUUGAGAGCUGUGUGCACGCCAUAAGGUCCUUCGCUGAGGCCUCGCUGAAUGGUGGUCACAGACGCAAGGUGUCAGUACCAAGGAAUCCCCGGGACCGCAAGUCCAAACACAAAACGAAGAAGGGUGGCGGGAACAUGAAGAAGUCCAGCUCCUCCCCAGGUCAUUUCCAUGGUAACCAGGGGUCAGACGAGGAAGACGAGGGGCAUGAGAUGGACGCAGAGAUGCAGACACUCUCCAUACAGCUGCUGGACCUGAUGCACACACUUCACACACGGGCCAGCAACAUCUUCAUGUCCUGGUCCGAAGAGAACAAGGGCACCAGGGAGCCUGGAGCCAGGGGUGAUGAUGGCUCAGAGUCCCUGUGGAUCAAAUGCUGGUGUCCUCUGCUCCAAGGUAUAGCUAGGCUGUGUUGUGACUCAAGAAAGCAGGUUAGAGGGCAGGCGUUGACCUACUUACAGAGGGCUCUGUUGGUGCAUGAUCUCCAAACACUGUCAGCCAUUGAGUGGGAGGCGUGCUUUAAUAAAAUCCUGUUCCCACUGCUGACCAAGCUACUGGAGAACAUCAACACUCAGGACCCCUCUGGUAUGGAGGAGACACGCAUGAGGGCAUCUACACUUCUCUGUAAGGUGUUCCUACAGCAUCUGACCCCUCUCCUGACCCUGAGCACAUUUACAGCCCUCUGGCUCACCAUUCUGGACUUCAUGGACAAGUACAUGCAUGCUGACAGGGGUGACCUGCUGGCCGAGGCCAUCCCAGAGUCCUUAAAGAACAUGUUGCUAGUGAUGGACACGGCGAAGAUAUUCCAGUCGUCUGGGGGAGAGGUGGACAGUCAACUGUGGCGGCUCACCUGGGACCGUAUCAGCACCUUCCUGCCACACCUGAAGGACGAACUCUUCAAGCCAGCUGAACCAGAGCCCAUUAAGCUGGCAAUGGAAAGGGAGGCAACUCCAACUCCUGAGGCUGAGUCAUCCCCUUUGAUAUCAGGGGCAACAACUGAGCAGUCUUCCACUCAGGCAACAGAUGGAAAUUCAGAACACCAGUGUGACCCCCCAUUGCGGCCAACAACCACUGUAACAUCACGUCCUAGCAGCCCAGACAACAGCUUCUUAGCAACGGAGACAGAACUUCCCAUAGCGGCCCCAUACUUCCUUCACACUCCAUUACCCAUACUUCCCAGCUCUGGAAUCAUCAUGACGACCCUUAAUGAGCAAACAAGCACCAGAAAUGCUGCUCAUGGGGUGGAUUCAACUCUUCGACGCAGCCCAAGUGAACCUGUGUUGGCACCCGCGGUACCUCUGUUGUUAAACCCAGACCUUAUGAAAGAUGGUCAGCCGAGCGCGAGACUCGAGUCCCAGACCUCCAGCAGGCGUUCUACAAGCCCCACCCACAGCCCACAGCACGCCAGAGAUGUCCCUGUGGCAAACUACCCAAUGAACCGAGUCCAUGAUAUAUGAAGGCUGGACUCCUAGAACUGGUAACAGAACGGUUAAUAGCAAAGGAGGAGAUGGACUCUUAGUGGAGAGUUUAUGGACUUAGUGGAGAGUUUAUGGACUCUUAGUGGAGAGUUUAUGGACUCUUAAUGGAGAGUUUAUGGACUCUUAGUGGAGAGUUUAUGGACUCUUAGCAGAUAGUUUAUGGACUCUUAGUGGAGAGUUUAUGGACUCUUAAUGGAGAGUUUAUGGACUCUUAGUGGCGAGUUUAUGGACUCUUAGUGGAGAGUUUAUGGACUCUUAGUGGAGAGUUUAUGGACUCUUAGUGGAGAGUUUAUGGACUCUUAAUGGAGAGUUUAUGGACUCUUAGUGGAGAGUUUAUGGACUCUUAGUGGAGAGUUUAUGGACUCUUAAUGGAGAGUUUAUGGACUCUUAGUGGAGAGUUUAUAGACUCUUAGUGGAGAGUUUAUGGACUCUUAGUGGAGAGGUUAUGGACUCUUAGUGGAGAGUUUGUAUGAAAUGAAAUGAUGGAUUUCUUGUUUGAGAAAUUAUGAUGUCUAAUGAAGUGUUCCAGUGUUCAACUUAUGGAAAGAGAAAAGUAAAUACAAGUUUAUGAAGUGAUGGAUUGUUAUAAAACGAAAAUUUAUUGUCAAAUGGAGUGAUAGACUCUUAGUUAGAGAAAAGUUAAAAGCAUAUAGUGUUGGACUUCUUGAAAGAGAAAAGUAUUAACUUUAGUGAACUGAAUCCACACUAUGGUUUAAGUGAUGUGAAAGAAAACUUAUUAUUAUAGCGGACUACGUGCCAAGUCAGAAUAUAUGACAUGAUUGACCCGGAAAAAAGACAUUUUUAACUGAUUCCACUAUUCAUGAAGUGAUGGGCUGUUAUUACGAGAAAAACCCCAUAGAUAACCGAGUAUAAUCCACAAAAGAUGACGUGGUAAGAGAAAAGAGUGAUUUACUUUUAGUAAGAUUUAGUAAGAUUGGAUAGGGACAGGAUUUCUUAAAUUUGUAUAAAAAUAGAUGACUAAAUAAGAGUGUUCUAUUAACCCAUUUAUGCCUAGUAGACUCUCCCAUCCUUUAUUUUGGAUCAAUUUAUUUCCAAAAUAAGGGAUGUCUAGUAUAUUUAUUUCUAUAUUUAGAAUAUUUCUUACAGAAAUUCCUUAAAACAAACAGCGCAGACCCUGAUGAGACCCCGCAUCAUGCGGCGUCUCAUCUGGGUCUACGCUGUUUGCCAAGGUCUUUUUCUAGACGCUAGGCAUAAAUGGGUUAAUGACAUAAAGGAAAUAUGUACCCAGCAAAUUUGCAAAUGUAGAAGAAAUAUUUUAUUUUUAUUUUUUAAGCAAACCAUUCAGUAGACUGGUUUUCUAGAAUGUCACGGGUCUUUAAUAAUAAUGAAUGAAGUUAUUGCAUACACCUACAGGUAGAAAGCAUGUAUUCUGCCGCCUAAACGCUGAUUGACUGAUAAGAUUAUGGGGCAGAAAAGAUUUCAAGCUUGCAUCAUUUUAAAUUCAAAGAGAGGAUGUUGUCAAGUGUAGCAUGCGCAAUGAUGUAAAACUGUUUGUUUCAUGUUGGAAAAGUCUGGUUAGAUUGUUUGUAAUGCUUCACCAGCGUGAUAAUGUUAUAAACAAUGAAGGCGAGAAAUUCGGGACAAAACCCCGAUUAUGUUUUGAAGCAACCCAUUUGUCUCACACGUCUUGUGAAAGCUCCUAAACAUAAGCAGCUGAUUAGUGUGUUAGGGCUUUGAUUGGUGGUUAGCUGAAUGCAAAUUGCAGUAGGAUUAGAGCUUGCCAGCGCCUGUGAAAUAUAAUCAUGAAUCAGAAAAUCAAGCGUUCCGGAACACUGAUUCGGAAGUUAAGGCACAGCAUUGCAGCUGCAAUAAAAUGCCAGGGGGAAAGCCUGCCUUCUGACCUUAAUAUAGCUUAAUUAAAGUACUUUUAUAAACAGAAAUAAGGGUAUCACAAUAUUACUUCUAUCCAUUACCUGCAUGUUUCCAAAGUUUUCAUGUACAGCUUAGUAACGAACAAUAUCAUUAGCCAAGAUUCGAAAUACUCUGCUUAAAGAACUGACAAUUUUAAUUAAGAAGAAACCGGACGUCUGUAAACAGGGUUUGACAGUAUGUUGAACAACUGUCUACAUAGGAAAUCAUCAAAUGUCUUCACAAUAUUAAUAUAACUAACCUUUGACUGCUCCUAAUGCACUGGCAAGGUCAUGUAUGGGUCAAAUAUUAGGUUAUUGCUGACUUCUGUUAUUGGUAAUGUCAAGACCUAGGUGGCUGAUCAUUAUAUAGAAUCAUGUUAAAUUGCCAGGUAGUUUUAAUGCUAUAGAUUUAUAAACAAUUAAAUUGUUGGAAACAGUGCAUAGAGCCGUUAAUUAAUACACAUAUGUUUUUUAUUGGUUGUCACUUACACCUUUAUUGUAUUCAUAAAUGAUGCAAAAAUACUAAUACCUGGUGUGAUAAAAAACUUAAAGUUAAAAUUGAAACUCAAGUUUUGCUCUUAUGUGAAAUUUAAGAUGGGCAUUUGCAUGUUGAAUCCAAUGAUACUUGCUUUUUUAAGCCUUACAGAAUGAAAAAAUACAAAUCAUUUAUGGCAAUAACUACUGGUUUCAUAUAUUUUCUUUAAAAACAAACCCAUAGAAAUGUAAAACAGCAAGAAUUGUACAAAAUUAAAAUGUAAGAAUUUAACAAAUAGAGAUUUUUGUAUAGCUUUGUUACUCAUUAUUGCCUGUUCUUCUUAUUGAAUUAAUGAUAUGGUUAGGGAUGAUGGUCGGUUUUUUAUGUGGGAGAACCAAGCUGUUUUUAGCCUACUAAAUGUUGUUAUACCUGUACCUUGUUGUAAAGGUGUUUCGGUGAUUAUUUUUUCAUUAAGUGAUAUGAUUUGUUCUGUGCAAUACCGGAUGUUUUGUGGUAUUAAAUCUACAGUGACAAUAUUGCAGAAUUCUGUUUGUAAAAAUAUUUGACUUGUACAUGGAUUGCUGUAUAUUUUUGGUUGAAUUUCAUUCUCAUGGUGAGAUAACUUGGUGCAGUUACUACUACAGCUGAGGAAUUAAGAACUGAAAUCAUGUUUGCAUUAUUUAUAUUUUUUUGCAAUAAACAAUAUAUAUACCCAAACUGGUGUUUCCAACUCCUCUGUGACAGAGGGGGUAUUCAUGUGAUAGUCAAGAUAGUCAAAAUGGUGAUGUUCUAGCCAAGAAGACAGAGGUUUUUUUCGCUGUUUUAUAUCUUAAUACUUUUAUUAAUUGUUUAAAUGCCACUCACUUUCACGCCAUAUCAGCAAGAAAGUCAUAAGCAUUUAUUUCAUAUUAAUAUUUGCUCUAUAUCUUGAAUUUACUUAGUUUCUCAACAAGAUCACAACAUUACAGUUCCCGCAAAGAAAAUUCAAAGCAAGUAAAGUCGAGAUAUACAGCGAAUAAUAAUUCAAAAUAACAAAAUCAAGGCUAAUCACUUUCUUACUGAUAUGGCUGGGCAGUUUUCAACAUUCAAAAAUUAAACACUGGUAAUAAAGGAUAUAAAACGUAGAAAAAUAUCUGUUUAGACAUGGACUUCGCCAUAUUGACUGCAUGUGAUUACCCCCUGUGUGUAACUGCUGGGCGGAAUUUGUUCCAACUGUAGUAACUGAAUGACCUCAAUUUGUAGAUGAGUAUAAAAAAAGUAAUGUUGGCAGAAAAAAAUUGUCUUUGCAUUAAAGCCUUUUGUCUUUUUGUCCACUGUAGAAAAUUACAUGUCUCGAAUUGGCAUCAGUGUUUGUGACACAUUUGUUAAUAUAUACAUACAAUUGUGCUUGCUGUAUUAUGAACGUGUAAUAUUAUAUUAUUUAUGUUGUUAGUCAUGAUAAAAUAGAUGUUUUAUUGUGUAAAGAAUUGUUUCAUUGAAUAUGUGAUGUUGUUAUUUGUAAUUCUGGAUCAUUAUGUUAUAAGAUAUAAAUGUAAUAAACUUUAAAAUAUUA
Messenger RNA from Dreissena polymorpha, 10132 nucleotides. RefSeq names its product Golgi-specific brefeldin A-resistance guanine nucleotide exchange factor 1-like. The coding region runs from base 286 to 6213 and encodes 1975 amino acids. Gene Ontology annotation, biological process: regulation of ARF protein signal transduction. Lineage: Eukaryota; Metazoa; Mollusca; Bivalvia; Myida; Dreissenidae. Gene Ontology annotation, molecular function: guanyl-nucleotide exchange factor activity. The transcript is spliced from 38 exons. The record is from RefSeq and is a predicted model, not a curated record.